AUGAACAGCUUUGCGGUGAUUUUGGCGUUCGCUCUGGCAGCCAUUGCCGUCGCCGAGCCGCCCUCCGGAUACAACUACCGGCCAUCCGGUGGCCACGGAGGAGGCGGUGGUGGUGGUGGCUAUAGCCACGGAGGUGGGGGCGGCGGCGGCGGCGGAGGCGGCGGUGGCGGCGGCGGAUACCAGCAAGUUUCGCCUGGUGUCCAGACCUCCGAGGGCCUGAACGUCGAUCCGCAGCUGCUGAACGAGAUCCGACAGAUUCUGUUGCGCGAGGAGAGCCAAAGUUCGUCGUCGUCGUCGUCGGGAGGUGGCGGAUAUCCGUCGGCGCCAUCCGGUAGCUACGGUGCGCCGUCCAGUAGCUACGGUGCGCCAUCCGAUUCGUACGGACCGCCGUCCGGUGGCCACUCGACCCGCGUCGUCGGCAUCGAUCUCGAGGGCGUGAAACAGGCCAUCCAGGUGGCGCAGUUCCUGCAGACCUCGUCCUCGUCCUCGUCGGUCCCAUCCGGCUCGUACGGUGCCCCGUCCGGUUCCUAUGGCGCCCCAUCGCGCCCCUCGGUCCCGUCCGGUUCGUACGGUGCUCCCUUCUAA
Messenger RNA from Anopheles cruzii, 585 nucleotides. Its product is annotated as pro-resilin-like. The record is from RefSeq and is a predicted model, not a curated record. Lineage: Eukaryota; Metazoa; Arthropoda; Insecta; Diptera; Culicidae. The transcript has 3 exons. The coding region runs from base 1 to 585 and encodes 194 amino acids.